Messenger RNA from Cyanidioschyzon merolae strain 10D, 1629 nucleotides. RefSeq lists its product as hypothetical. The coding region runs from base 1 to 1629 and encodes 542 amino acids. The transcript has a single exon. NCBI's taxonomy places the organism in Eukaryota, Rhodophyta, Bangiophyceae, Cyanidiales, Cyanidiaceae. The record is from RefSeq and is a predicted model, not a curated record.
AUGCCGCUAUCAAUAUACGGAGAUGUGCGGUGCUGGAGAAACGACCUCCAGACUGGACACAAGAGGAUUUUAUUGGACAACCUCUCAAAGUCGAUCUAUAUGAGAAAAAAUGGAAGCAGACGUUGGUGGCCGGUCCAAAAAAACGGGGAGGCGUCUGCACGUCAGUUGGAGACCCCUUGCCUAGGGCGCGUUCGCCACUACUGUACACGGCCGGGGGCAACGUUUGUCUUUGGAAAGAUGUUUUGUGUUGGUGCGAGUGUCCACCCAGGGUACGUUUCAGAGGUUUGUACGGGUGAGCGCUUCGGUCAUUGUCGCCUGGCACCGGUGCUGCUUCACUCGAAAAGUAACGAACGGCCGCGACGCUCGCUCUUGAGUGCUAGAAGGCGUCAGCUCCCUCGGCCUGGAGGCACUGGAGCCGUUAUGGGUGUUAAGGCUGACGUAAAUGAAGGAAACGGGCACUCGGUGAACAGCGCUCUGAGAGCAACGGGCCGUCGUGACUUCGACUCUACUUUGAGCGCUGACCCCACUACGAAUGUAGGUGGUGUUUUCGAGGAAUGUUUAAGGAGUGUUCAACCGCUCCUACCGUUGCCGCCAGGUUUUCGGCAAGAAGAUUACUUGUUUGAAAGAUUCCGUUGUACGUACUGGGCGAAACCUGCAGCUCCGCCGGCGUCACCGGCAAGGCCUGCUGUGAUAUGCAUUCACGGUUUCGGUGCUGGGGCAUUUCACUGGCAGAAGAUGCUCAACAUCAUUUCGGAGGCGGGCUACGACGCGUAUGCGCUGGAUUUGCUGGGCUUUGGUGAUGCUGAUAUGCCACCACCGCUGUUCACGACGCAAGGCGACGGCAAAGUUGGCUCUCCGACAUUUUCGUACACGUUUGAAAGCUGGGCACAGCAGAUCCUUCAUUUCAUCAAUACUGUUGUGGUGACCGCGUCAGAUACCGGGAUUUCGCAACAGCGUGAUGUUGUUCUCGUUGCAAAUUCAAUCGGUUGUGUUGCCGCACUUCAAGCUGCUUGCGACAUGCUGCGCCAGUCAGUAGAGCAUCCUGGUAUGCAGGGCACGCGUAUUCGGGCAGUUAUGUGUCUGAAUCCGUCUCUUCGCCAGCUGCACUAUAAGAAACGACGGGGUCUGCGCGUCUGGACGACUCCAUUAGCGUUGCGCGUAUUGGGAUUUCGUCCCGUGGCGAAGUUUUUCUUCUCUCUGGUAUCUCGGCCAGCGACGCUCCGCAGGUUACUCUGCUCAGCCUACGCUGUUGAUGGCCCUGAGGCGGACCAGAUCAUCAGUACCGAGCUCGUAGAGCGGAUUCGGGCCCCAAGCAGGCGCCCCGGUGCUCUGGAUGUAUUUCUAGCGUUCACGUCGUAUGAUCGCGGCCCGCUGGCAGAGGAGCUCGUCGAAAGCAUUGCACAGAUGGCUGCAACUGCUCGAAAAGAUCCGCCCGCAAUCUGGGUCCUCUGGGGAGAGCGUGAUCCGUGGGAACCUUUCGCCCUCGGACGAGAGCUGUUUGCACGCAAUCCACAUGUGGAUCGAUUUGUUGCUCUGAAAGCUGUCGGUCAUUGCCCGCACGACCAGGAUCCGAACACGGUGUGGCGAUAUGUGUCGGAAAUGCUGGAAUCAGUUGAGCGUGAGCGGUAG